Molecule: messenger RNA, 1676 nt
Organism: Misgurnus anguillicaudatus (oriental weatherfish)
Lineage: Eukaryota; Metazoa; Chordata; Actinopteri; Cypriniformes; Cobitidae
Source: RefSeq, a predicted model, not a curated record
AAAGCAGCUGAUAGUAUGAAGAAAGCUUUGGGUUUUAUUUGUCUUUUUCUUACUUGUUUGCUGCUUUAUGUAGUUCUUUGGAUUAACUUCUCUGAACAGUGGAAUGGAACUAAAAGAAAAGUGGUGGGGUCAAAAAUUUUUUGGAGAGAAACUUACGAGCAUACAGAUGAUCUUGCUCCAAUUAAUAAAUCUAUUAUAACUUCUGCACUGAAUUUAUCAUUGCCCAGAGUUACAAAUCUCUAUGACGCUGAAAACCUGUCUGUUGAGCGUGAAGACAACACAACGCCUAUUCCAAUUCUUUAUAAGACAAAUUUUACAAAAUUACCUGUGUGGGAUUUUGAAGAUGUUUAUUUGCAAGACCAUGACGCAAGAAAACCAAUCUGUUCAGACUCAAAGUCCAUUCACAACACCAAGGAUCCCAAGUUCAAGGAAGCUUUUCUUCCCAACAUUCAACUAUGGCUGUACAGAGGUCUACUCAACAUAACAGAAUGGAAUAGAUUAGCACACUUCAACAAUCCCUUCGGCUUUAUGGAGUACAAAUACGAUGAGAUAAGAGCAACAGUAGAUUUGAUACCAAAGCCCAAAUUUUUAAAAUUACUGCCUGUGCCCGAGAGUGCGAAGGAUGGUUGUAUUCGCUGUGCUGUUGUGGGCUUGAGUGGCAUUCUCAAUAACUCAAAAAUGGGCAAAGAGAUCGACUCUCAUGAUUAUGUGUUUCGGGUAAAUGGGGCACUUACUCAAGGUUAUGAGGAAGAUGUUGGAAAUAAAACAUCUGUCUAUGUGCACACAGCUUUUUCCUUAUAUUCCAGCUUACAUAAAUUCAAAAAGGUUGACCAUCAGAGACUUCUACAAAAUGAGAACACCAAACAUGUUAUGAUACCUGAGGGCUUGAGGGACUUCGAGUGGCUCCAAGGUCUACUACAGGGAAAAGAGGCCACAGGGCACUUUAAGGGUGUGAGGCCACUGGAACUCUUUAAAGGACAUUUUAAUGAGAGCAGAUUCUAUGUUCUUCACCCGGAUUUUCUUCGAUAUAUUCGCUACAGAUUUAUGUUAUCAGAGCAAACCCAACAGAAGAUCUGGGCACUGUACAGACCAACCAAUGGAGCAUUUGCUUUGUUCUUGGCUCUGCACACAUGUGAUAUUGUGGAUGUUUAUGGAUACAUUACAGAAGACCACAAGAAAUACUCCAACUAUUACUACGAAAAGUUAAAGUCUCGUGUAAUUUUCUAUAUAAAUCAUGAUUAUGGACUGGAGAUCAAGACCUGGAAGAAUCUGCAUGACGCUGGAAUUCUUAAACUCUACCAAGGAAAGGGAGACUUGAACAAUACAAAGACAUAGGGGUAUCUCCAUUCGACUGACAUUUUUUGGGAUUCAUGACACUGUAUUCAUGACCCUGAAAGCCUGUGUCCAGGUUACUAAAACAAAUGAGUACAAAUUAAAACAGAAGGAAAGAUAUGUGAUGGCAUUGUAUAGUUGUUUUAAUUUAUCUUUUUGGUGAUGUUUAUUUAUACUUUAUUAAGAUGUUGUAUUUGUUGGUGAAGAAUGGAAAAAGAAAAUAGUCCAGACUGUACUUCAAACUUGCGCCUUUAAUUUAAGCCUAUUGUAUUUGAAAUACAGGCACAUUACCAGUGGCGACUCAUCAGAAUCUAAAUAAAGAUAAACAUUUUUGAAUCACUUUC